Molecule: messenger RNA, 407 nt
Organism: Rhagoletis pomonella (apple maggot)
Lineage: Eukaryota; Metazoa; Arthropoda; Insecta; Diptera; Tephritidae
Product: obscurin-like
Exons: 2
Coding region: 46-252 (68 amino acids)
Source: RefSeq, a predicted model, not a curated record
AGAAAACGCCCAUAUUCCGAGGACUGUUUGGAACACAGAUGGCUAAUGUCUUCUGACUACAUGAUUAAAAAGAGAGAAAGGGCGCUGUUCCUUGGGAGCAGGCUUAAGGAGUUUGCUGAAUUGUAUAAGGAUAUGAAAGAAAGUCACGCCCAAUCAUCUCAAACAGUUACACAGUCUUUAAAUGGUGGACCUACAGCAACUCAAUUAUUACGCUCAAAUAGCAUUCAAGAAGAACUUUAUGCCUCAUUUUAAACAUUGAAUUAUCGGGAAGCAUAUUAUAUUUACGGUGACCAUACCUACUCUUUUUAAUUUGAAGAACGGUCCUUUACUCCACACUUAUUUUGAAUAAAGAACAGCUCUGGUCGCAGAAAUGCUUUCUAAACCAGCUUUGUAACUCCUAAAUCAAA